Molecule: messenger RNA, 879 nt
Organism: Mollisia scopiformis
Lineage: Eukaryota; Fungi; Ascomycota; Leotiomycetes; Helotiales; Mollisiaceae
Product: lactoylglutathione lyase-like protein
Exons: 3
Coding region: 1-879 (292 amino acids)
Molecular function (GO): metal ion binding; lactoylglutathione lyase activity
Source: RefSeq, a predicted model, not a curated record
AUGAAGAUGAUCAAGAAAAUCGAGCAACCAGAUGCCAAAUUCGACCUCUACUUCAUGGGCUACGAUUCCCCCAAAGCUGUUUCGCACGGCAAUGACUUCAGCGAUCGUGAGGGCCUUAUCGAAUUGACACACAACUACGGCACCGAGAACGACCCGAAUUAUAAAGUCACCACUGGCAAUGCUGAGCCACACAAGGGUUUCGGACAUACAUGUAUCAGUGUUGAUAAUAUUCAAGCUGCUUGCAAGAGAAUCGAGGAUGCAGGCUACAAAUUCCAGAAGAAGUUGACUGAUGGUCGGAUGAGACACAUUGCUUUUGCCCUUGAUCCUGAUGGAUAUUGGGUUGAGAUUAUCAGUCAAAAUCCAAUCGACAAGACCGAGAAUAUUACAACCACCGAUUUGGCUACUUACAGAAUGAACCAUACCAUGAUUCGAGUCAAGGACCACGAGAAGUCACUCAAGUUCUACCAAGAUGUCUUUGGCAUGACUCUCAUGCGAACCAGCGAGAACAAGGACGCAAAGUUCAACCUCUACUUCCUCGGUUACCCAGGUAGCAAGGGUGUUUCUACAGAGUCUGUUAAUGGUGUCAACCCAACUGCCGAUCGUGAAGGUCUCCUGGAAUUGACAUGGAACUAUGGCACUGAGUCGGAUGCCAAUUUCAAGUAUCACAAUGGCAACGACGAGCCUCAAGGAUUUGGUCACAUCUGCGUCUCAGUUGAUGAUCUCGAUGCUGCAUGCAAGCGAUUCGAAGACCAAGGUGUUAAUUGGAAGAAGAGACUUACUGAUGGUCGCAUGAAGAACGUUGCAUUCGUUUUGGACCCCGACAACUACUGGAUUGAGGUUAUUCAAAAUGAGAAGUUGAAGAAUCGCGCGAACUGGUAG